Molecule: messenger RNA, 399 nt
Organism: Glarea lozoyensis ATCC 20868
Lineage: Eukaryota; Fungi; Ascomycota; Leotiomycetes; Helotiales; Helotiaceae
Exons: 1
Coding region: 1-399 (132 amino acids)
Source: RefSeq, a predicted model, not a curated record
AUGCGUGAAUUACAUGACAUCGAAUUGUUGUACCCCCACGAGGCUUAUCGAACGAGCGAGAGAAGAGCUUUGCUUACCUGCAGCAUUCCUAGUUCCAAACGUGAAGAUGAAGUGUGCGCAAGCCUGCUGCGAACGCGAGAGAGCAAUCGACGCGAUGGUGGCCGAUAUCGUGAAGUUCGACGUGGUGGUGUUGUAGAAGAUGUCUUCUGGUCUGGCACGACGGACCGCACGACUAAACCUGGAUCCACUGCACGAGCCAAGGGUCCAGAAACCAGCAAGAAAAGUUGCCGCUUAGCAGCAACUCAAGCUCUCCCGAAGCGCAAGAUGACGACGAAGAACCCCCCCGUUCGAUCCGCACACACGAAUAGGAGGACGAGGAAGUGUACAAGAUGUCAGUAG